UCCGCACCCACAAUGGGUUCCCCUCUAACCAACCAUCGAUUAUGGCCCAACACCCGACAUGGUUCCGCUCGCGACCAUCAGUCGCGCUUUGCCCGUUAAGCGCGUGGUCGCUACGCAUUUCGCUCUUCAACUGCCUUACCACGCGACCCGCGAUCUUCAAAUGUUUUAAUCUACGCCCGAUCGAUGCGACAGUUUUCGUUUUUCGAUCGAUAGCUGCGAAAGUUCGUCUCGGUAGUGGUGACUUUAACGAUGGACUAUGACUGUAGGGUUAGAUUUUUAAUAAUUUGAUCGAUUUUAACCGAUUCAAAAUGAGAUGGAUGAGUGUAUGAUCUCCGAUCAAUCCGUUCUCAUUAGAGAUCGAAAUAGAAGUACGAUGAAGAACAAGAGGGUGUUACAGAUUAUUUGUGUGGUAUGUUUGAUAGUGUACGCUGGAAUGUUAGUGAGCCAAAUUGUUGGGAGGAAGAGUAGAAGGCCGAGGGGUAACCAACAGUCGAUGCCAAUAAUAGACAUCCCCAUAGAGAGCUAUCGCUUCGAUCGUAACCUGGCCGAAGACCGAUCACCCCACGAAAACGAGAUCAUCCCCGAGGGGUUCACCAGUGAAAUAUCUACCGCCACUGCGACUGUCAAACCACCGACUACGACAUUGGAUGACGUUUUCAUCAGUGUCAAGACUACUAAGAAUUAUCAUCGGAAGCGAUUGCCGAUCAUAUUGAAGACUUGGUUUCAGUUGGCUAGGAAACAGAUUCCUUAGCAGAGCGCUGGGUUUGUGAAUUGUUACAGAGUGAACUUUGUACUACCCUGUAACAUCUUUAGCGUUCGUAAUUGUUUGACGUACCUUGGGAAUAAGAAUAUUGCCACUUGCCAUUCUUAUGGUUUAUUGUUUGCUUUAUUUGGUUAUUAAAAAGUGCUCAAAAUAAGCAGAAUACAUAUAUAUAUAUAUUUUUUUCACGAUAAAUGGGCUAUGUCGUAUCCAUAGCGUUCUUAUAAUAAAAACUUGUCACAGAAAGCAUGGUUAGAAAUUAGUAGGCUGUGAUCAAGUGACAUUACAAGUUUCAGUAAUAAUUUAGGCGUUCUAAAAAUAAGUUUCACAGUAUUCCAGCGUAAAAUUACAUCUCUCAAUCUACAUACCAUUACUGUGUACGGUUUUACAUUACCAAGUGAUAUAGGUGUACAAACGCACUCAUUAUUUUAGUAUCUUUCAGAAGUGUCAUCUGGAAGACAGAGGGAAUUCAAGGAUUCCCAUCAUCUCGAAAGAAUUGAUGAAUGAAUUUCUUUAAAGAAGAAAUGGUGAAUAUGGUGUUCGUUUUUUAGAAAAUCUGUGGCUAAUGGAAUUUUAUCCAAAGCCAACCCCCCCCCCUACAUAUAUACAUACAUAGUGCUCGUUUUGGGCGAAGCCCAAAGAAAUAGUCUCCUAGCAUCUCGCAUUUAUACGCAACGGUACCCUAAUAUGCGACAUCCAAGGCCGGAAACAUUUUCCACUCUACGAGCACGUUUUGAAUCAAGUGGAGCAGUGGAAUAUAGUAAAAAAUGUAUAAAUAAUCCAAGUGUCACCAUUGAGGCGAAUCAGUUGGAGGUUCUAUUAAAGUUGCAGGAAAAUCCCCAUUUAAGUGCA
Acanthoscelides obtectus is the source of this 1612-nucleotide messenger RNA. Lineage: Eukaryota; Metazoa; Arthropoda; Insecta; Coleoptera; Chrysomelidae. The record is from the annotation of a GenBank genome assembly.